Messenger RNA from Diorhabda carinulata, 3606 nucleotides. It is a transcript of the gene Dsp1, whose product is annotated as high mobility group protein DSP1. Gene Ontology annotation, molecular function: DNA binding, bending. The coding region runs from base 198 to 1280 and encodes 360 amino acids. Gene Ontology annotation, cellular component: nucleus. The record is from RefSeq and is a predicted model, not a curated record. Lineage: Eukaryota; Metazoa; Arthropoda; Insecta; Coleoptera; Chrysomelidae. The transcript has 4 exons. Gene Ontology annotation, biological process: regulation of transcription by RNA polymerase II.
GUGAUGAGUAGUUGCCGCGUGAACAUAUAGCUAUAAUUUUUAAAACGGUUCGUCGUUAUUUCAGUCGUUUUCUUAUUCCGUCGCUGUUAUGUCGAAUGAAAGUUAGUGUAGUGUUGUUUUUUUUUUCAUUCAUGUGUUUUUGUUUGUGAAGGGCAGUGCGCGGGCACCUUCUAAGAAUUGCCCCUCCUAGAUUAAUCAUGUCCGAACACCGCGCUUGGGGUGGACGGGAAGAAGGUAUGUGGUGGCCGGGUGCUGUCGCCGCCGACCAACAAACUUUACCUCACCAACAGUUUUUCCAACAACAAAUCGAUGAAGAAUCCAAUCAACAACAGACGUUUAAUUAUAAAAUGCCCAAUAAUUUUCAAAAUCCCGCUACAACGGUAUCCAAUGCGUCGUCUGUUUCUCCUAUUGGUGCUGCGGGAAUACGAGGGUACGAUUAUAGUAUGGCAGGUGGAAAUCCUACAAUGAAUACACCUGCACAGGGAACACAAUGGUGGUAUCCACCUUCUACGAUGGAUAAUAUGCAUAGUACAUUACAAAGUUUACAAAAUAGUAUUCAUGGAAUGCAACAACAGCAACAAAUGCAACCUGUACAUAAUCCCCCGUCCCCGUCGUUACAACAGCACCGCCAGAUACUCUCACAAGCUCCACUACCUCAAAAAGGAAGAAUGCCACGUGCAAAAGCCGAUGCCAAGCCCAGGGGCCGUAUGACUGCUUAUGCUUUCUUUGUUCAGACAUGCAGAGAAGAACACAAAAAGAAACAUCCAGAGGAAAAUGUUGUAUUUGCCGAGUUUUCCAAAAAAUGUGCCGAAAGGUGGAAGACCAUGUUGGACAAAGAAAAGAAACGUUUCCAUGAAAUGGCAGAAAUGGACAAGAAAAGGUAUAACACUGAAAUGCAGAGUUACACUCCACCCGCUGGUGAGAAACAAAGAGGAAAGAAAAGGAAGCAAGUUAAAGAUCCAAAUGCUCCAAAACGUUCUCUUUCUGCAUUUUUCUGGUUUAGUAAUGAUGAACGUGGCAAAGUUAAGGCACAAAAUCCCGAAUUUGGUGUCGGUGAUAUUGCCAAAGAAUUAGGUAGAAGGUGGGCUGAAGCAGAUCAAGAAGCUAAAGGAAAAUAUGAAGCUUUGGCUGAUAAAGAUAAAAUUAGAUAUGAAAAAGUAAAUAUAACUGUACUAUUAUAUAGUAUGUUUAAUUUAUCUAUAGCUGACAAGAUUUUGGUUUUUUUAUACAUAAUCAUUUCCGCUUUUUUAGGAGAUGACUGCAUACAAAAUGAAAAAUAAUCCCGCCAUGAAACAAACUGUACCUGAAGUAGAAGAAGCAGAAGAAGAUGAAGAAGAGGUCGAUGAAGAAGAUGAUGAGUAAACAGUGUAAGAUAAUCUCUCUUGUCGUUUUAAGUCGCCUUCUCAUUCCUCUAUUGUAAAUAUACAUGUUAGCAAGUGUAUUAAUCAAGGUUCUCAUUUUUUCUUAUUUUUUACCCAAACAAAACAAAAAUGUGUGUACUUACAAAAGAAUAUUGACAGUGUGUGAGUGACCGACCGCCUUUCAUUUAACUUUAAUUUUUAUAACUUGACACAUCGAUACAUUUAUUUUUAUUUUUUAAUCAAGUUGUAAAAGAACGUGUGUAGUGUAAUUUUUUUAUGAUUCAACUUGAAUUCUUCCUCGGCACUGUCAUACAGGAUAGUGCAAAGGACGUAGCGAGACAAUGCUAGAGUACCUCUCUCUUCAGCUCUUCAGUUUGCUCUAUUAUUGUAAAACUUUUGAUUUGGAUUGUAAAUGAACAUUGAUUUAUACUUGAAAGUUUUCAGCCUUAUCUUCUUGAUGUGUUGUUGAGGCGGUGGCAGAAUAAACAUUUUUUUGUAACUCGAAAUAUUUUCCAAAAAUAUGGGUUAAUAACGAAAAACGCUUACAUUUAUUGUCUGCGGAGGUUUUUUGCUGGUUUAUUAACUUAUAUAAUUGAAAAGAAAAACAUAAGAAGCUUUGGCUCGUAAGAUUUUACUCCAUUGACGAAAGCUUGUGGAUUAAAUAAGUCAUUUGCAACUCCAUAUUUUUAUAAUUUGUAGUAUCUGUAUUUGCCAGUUAUUUAUUUAUAUAAAAAACUGUUUCUUUUAAGUUGUAUCACUUUUAGUGUAAUGUACUCCCCAUUAAAAAAAAAGAAAAAAUUGUUCCCCCUAUUGUAUAAGCAGAGCAGGCUUAUUUUUGUUCAUAACGAAUAUUCAUACCAAAGUUGUUGAAGAUGGUAAUUUUGAAAAAUCUGAAUGUUUGCCAUUAUCACCUUCAUUUAUUUAUUUAUAUGUUGAAAAUGAAUAUUCCUUGUACAGUACUGAGUAACGUUUAUUUUCAUUUGAUAAAAACCAUUUAUUUUCAUUUGAUAAACACCUGUGGACCAUAUAUUUGAAUAACACGUCUCAACACAAAAUUUGACUUUGAAUAUAAUGUAUAAAAUUUCGAUAGUUUAGUUCGUAAUUACACAAAAAAAUUAUAUAACAUUGAUUUUGUAUUUAGAAGACCGACUAAACGAUAUUUUUCAAAAUUUGUGUUUUUAAUUGAAGAUAGAAUUAUACAAAUAAAUAUGUUUAUAAUUUUCAUCAAGCUUUGCUAUCACAAAUAAAUUCAAUGAGGGCUAUUGUUUCUAUUCUCACCACUUGACACCAUUAUCGAGUAAAGACCUAAAUAAUUGGGGUGAAAACAAAGUUUGCAUUCAAUAUGUUAAAACUGUUCUAUACGAAUACCCAGUUUACCUCAGUAUUGUGUAGUAUUGUUUAGUUCCUGAAAUGGAGAACAACAUUUUCAAAAGAAAUCCCUGGUUAUGCAAAAUAUUGAUUAAAUAGUUUUAAUUAUAACAAACGUAAAUAACCCACACACAAAUAUUGACAUUUGAGAACUCACGCUUCAAUGGCACAUGUAGCAGCGAAAUUUUCACUAAAAAUGUCACUUGGAUAAAAACCGUCCAUAUAUUGAAAUUAACUUCGAAAGAGAUACAAAUUAGUUGAGUUGGAGAAACAUUAUCUCCAGAUCCAUUUCAUCAUUUACAUAUGUUGAGAUAAAAAAAUUGAAUAAAUUGUGCAAUUAUGAUAGCAAUUAAUUAAUUCUGAUAUAUUUGAUACCAAUAAUUUUGAAAAUAUGAAAGUUUUUUAAUUAAUAUUCAAUAUAUGGUCCCCUUGUUAUCAAAACAGUGUACUAAACCAAAAAGGAAAUGAAUCCUCGAUUUUUAAUAAGCCAUUUUCAUAUCUAGAAGUACAACAAGAAACUGUGAUUAUUUUUUUAAUAAAAAUGGUUUAUUUUAAAUAUCUUACAAAUUUCCAGAUGGUUCACUUCAAUUUUAUGACUGUUUCUAUAUAGUUUUUUUCCUCCUGUAUAAAUGUUGACUGUAUUUACAACUCCAUGGAUAGUUUUAUCGAAUGUAAACAAUAAUGUUAGUGAUUACUCUUAGUUGUACUACAUUGUAUUUUUAAUAUUUGAAUGCGAUGUCCAUUAAAUGGACCCAGAUAUCCUGUGUCACAAUAAACUAUUGCUCUGUAUUAUUUUAGGGAGAAAGAGAUAGAAAGCAAUGUUUGUUUUUUAUAUCUGAUAGGAAUAAUUAAAAAAACAAAUAAAAUUUUCAAUAAA